Molecule: messenger RNA, 4885 nt
Organism: Cricetulus griseus (Chinese hamster)
Lineage: Eukaryota; Metazoa; Chordata; Mammalia; Rodentia; Cricetidae
Source: RefSeq, a predicted model, not a curated record
ACAGUGGAAUGUGUCAAAUGGAGGAAACCAAAAGCGAAGGCACCGCUUCCUCCUGCUGAGACGAAGGGCAUGGGUGUCCCUUCUGCUGAGGAGCCUGUAGAAUCGGCUGCUGUCAUCAUGGAGCAAAAUGAAAAUAUGAUCGAUAAAGACAUUGACCUCUCAGUGGUCCUGCCUGGAGAUAUUCUCAAAUCUGCCACUGUUCCUGGCAGUAAGCCAAUGAUGGACUUGCUCGUCUUCCUCUGUGCACAGUACCACUUAAAUCCAUCAAGUCACACAAUUGAUCUACUGUCUGCUGAAGAAAAUCUCAUCAAAUUUAAGCCAAACACACCAAUAGGAAUGCUGGAGGUAGAGAAGGUCAUUUUAAAGCCAAAGUCUCUGGACAAGAAAAAGCCUACACCGAUAAUCCCAGAGAAAACUGUGAGAGUAGUGAUCAACUUUAAGAAAACACAGAAGACCAUAGUGAGAGUUAGUCCCCAUGUACCGCUGCAAGAUCUUGCUCCCAUUAUAUGCAGUAAAUGUGAGUUUGAUCCAUUGCAUACAGUAUUGUUGAAGGAUUAUCAGGCUCAGGAGCCCCUGGACUUGACAAAAUCUCUUAAUGACUUGGGACUGAGAGAGUUAUAUGCAAUGGAUAUCAGCAAAGCCCCCCCUGUUACUGCCUUCCGUAAGUCAUCCUUCCAAGAGUCCUGCCAAAUGUCACAAACCCCGGACAUCGUGAAGGAGAAAGAAAACAGAGGGAUUUUCAGCUUUUUCCAACGCAGUAAGAAAAAGCGGGAGCAAACUGCCAGCGCACCUGCGACCCCACUAGUGAGCAAGCACCGCCCAUCUUUUACAAGGUCCAACACCAUUUCCAAACCCUACAUUUCCAACACGCUACCCUCAGAUGCACCCAAGAAGAGACGUGCCCCGCUGCCCCCCAUGCCCACAUCCCAGGGUGAUGCGCAAGGCCAAGAGAGGCGAGCUUCGUGUGUGGUGAGAUCCACCAGUGUGGAUGACAAUGACAAGAGUUCCACUGAUGGGGUCAUGGUGAGGACAGGGUCACUGCAGCUCAGUAGCUCGUCAGUAGGAACUUUGUCUCUGAAAAGAACAAAGCGAAAAGCACCCGCCCCGCCUUCGAAAACACCGGUGCAGCAGAAUGACACCAGCCUUGCAUCUGAUACUGCCCUUCCUCCAGAAGAUGGACUUGCUCCAGACAGCGCUGUGGAAGCAAACUCUCCUGAGGGCCUGUCCAGCCCAGACUCUACUUCUUUGGCAGAGGGCUCCCUUGGCCCCGGGUUCCUAAACCAGGAGCAGUGCACUGUGCCCAAGCCGGCGGAUGAACUCUCGCUUUCUGAGGGCCCUGGAACUCCAGAGGCAGCUGUAGCAUCCUUGACGUCUGGUGUGAGCUCGGAUUACAGUCUUGAAGAGAUAGAUGAAAAGGAAGAACUGGGUGAGUCUUGUAAAGAUCAGGCGCAAAGUAUUUCAGUGAAGUCACCUGACAUCCCUUCGGUAUCUACUGAUGUAGUGAAUACAUUGGAGAAUGAUCCUGACUCGGCUCUCAGCCUCAGUGAUGGAGAGGCCUCUCCAAGCUCCAAAGGAAAAAUCCAAGAAGGCACAGACACAGAGGGACAAGGGCCACAUAAUCCUGUUGUAUGUGAUAUAAGCAAUGAAGACACAGUAUCUGACAGUUUAAGAGACUUGAAGUCAUUGGGCCCAAGCCAAGAGAAUGUAGUUCAAAAUGAAAUCAUGGUCUGUGCCACAAACACAGAUUAUGUGAAAGACUGCCUGAGGAAAACAGAAACCUCCACAGAAAGCCAAGCCUCAGAGAAAGCCGUGGACGUGGAAGCUGAUAGACUAUCCAGCUUUCCUGCAUGUAGAACGGAUCAUGUUAAAAGCUCUAGGGAAAAUCAUCUAACAGCACCAUCAGGACCAGAUCAAAAAUUGAAUCAACCAAGUGUAGAAAAGACAAAAACGCAAGAUGCAGCAAUUCAGGCAACCCCUGCCAGCAGCAGUUUUGAUGGGAAUCACGAAGACCAUAAUUCGUCUGACCUCAAGGUUGAUGAAAGUGUGCAAACUUCAAAUAGCAGCAGAUCAACUCAGCAUUCCUCCUCAAGUCUCAGUGAUCCUGAAAAUGCCUCAAAAGCAUUCAGGAGUCAGGGCACCCCAACACCUGUCCAAGAUAGACUCCCCAUGAAAGAGCCAGCCACGUGUGCAUAUGGGAACCACAACUCUUUGUCUCCUGUAGACGGAAAUGAUAAGAAUCCAGCUGCUUCUUAUCUGAAGAAUUUUCCGCUUUAUAGACAGGACUAUAAUCCCAAACCAAAACCUUCAAAUGAAAUUACAAGAGAGUAUAUACCUAAAAUUGGAAUGACUACUUACAAAAUAGUGCCCCCCAAAUCCCUGGAAAUAGUGAAAGAUUGGGAAUCAGAAACAGUGGGGAAUAAAGAUGACCAAAAGAUGCAUGCUGAAGGGCAGAAGCAUAUGCUUGGGAAUAUGGAACAAACAGCCAUGCAGACAGAAACCCUUGUUACUUCCAAAGGCUCACAGGAGCCUCAGCCUGAUCUUAAGCCAAAGCCAGGCUUAGGCACAGAGCAGCAUUUGCACAGGACUCUGAGCGUUGGUUCCGAGAUGAAGCCUCCAAAACCUCCCAGAAUGACGAUGGACACUGGUGGCAUUCCUUUUGCACCAAAUUUGGAAGAUAUAAACAACAUUUUGGAGUCAAAAUUUAGAUCUCGAGCUUCAAAUCCCCAGGCCAAACCAAGUUCAUUUUUUCUGCAGAUGCAGAAGAGAGCAUCAGGCCACUAUGUGACUUCUGCAGCUGCUAAGAGUGUGCACACUGCUCCUGGGCCUACCCCCAAAUCACCAACAACCAAAGAGGUGCAAAGGGACCCCUGGACCCCUCCAGAACAGAUUCUUUCUCCCUUAAGUGAAUGGACUCAUUCUGCUCAGCUGCCCAGUCUUUCAAAAACUGAUGGUGACACUACCAUCCAAAAGCCUGCUGAGAUCUCUCUUCCUCCUGUAGCUCCCAAGCCUGUGGCUCUUCCUGCUGUGACCUCUCCUCCCCUUGUAGCUCCCAAGCCUAUGGCUCUUCCUGCUGAGACCUCUCCUCCCCCUGUAGCUCCCAAGCCUAUGGCUCUUCCUGCUGAGACCUCUCCUCCCCCUGUAGCUCCCAAGCCUAUGGCUCUUUCUGCUGAGACCUCUCCUCCCCCUGUAGCUCCCAAGCCUGUGGCUCUUCCUGCUGAGACCUCUCCUCCCCCUGUAGCAUCCAAGCCUGUGGCUCUUCCUGGUAGUCAGGGAGCAUCAUCACUAAACCUGAAGACCUUGAAAACUUUCGGGGCCCCACGACCAUACUCCAGUUCUGGCCCCUCACCCUUUGCCCUUGCUGUGGUAAAAAGGUCACAGUCGUUCAGUAAGACACGUCCAGAGUCCAGUGAGGGCUUCUCCGCCCAGCCUGCAGACACGGAGGGUGAAAAGACAUAUGCAGUAAAUAAAUCUGCCGUGGUUGCCCAACCUGAUGAUGAUGAUGAUGAUGAUAAGCAUAACAAACCUGUACAGAAUGAACAAAGUUCUCACAUGCUGACUCCAGCUGACGGCCCAUCGUUCACCCUUAAGAGACAGAGUUCUUUAACAUUCCAAAGCUCUGACCCAGAGCAGGUCCACCAGAGCUUGCUGACCGCAAUCCGUUCUGGAGAGGCUGCCUCCAAGUUAAAGAGAGUUAUUGUUCCAUCAAAUACAAUAUCUGUGAAUGGGAAGUCAGGAAUCAGCCACACCAUGUCCUCUGAUGCCCAGGACAGUCGCUGACACACUUCACUGACCAGAUUUCUGUCUACAAGGAAUAUUGGCAAAUAUAUAUUCAGAUGUACAUUAAUAUAUAAAUCUGUUCAACAAUAAGCAUUUGUGUUAAUGGAUUUAAUACCAAAAGAAAAAGAACUAGAAUUUAUAAUUUAUAUAAUGUUUGGUCUUUUUUGUCAUAACUAUUGCUGCUUUAGAACUUUAAACAAGGUAUAAAUGACUUUUCUUUCCCCAUGGUGAAUAAUCACUGCUUAAUGAUUGUUUUCUUUUAUUUAUGGACAUACUGUGUACCAUGCAACAAAGGUAUAAAUUGAGAUUUAUGGACAUAUUGUGUGACAGAGAAAUAGGCAAGCACAAACUAACAUUUACUGCCUCAGCGUUAGGCUGUAAUUAGAAACAUAAAUUAUAAUAAAGCCUUUAUGCUGAAAGAUAUGGAAGACUAGUAUAUAAAUAAUGCUCAGUUAUUAUUAUUGAAGAACCACUUAGUGUUGAGACUUAUUUUGUGCAUUCUUUAAUUACAAGUGAGUUACAGAUCUAUAGGAAAUAAUAAAGUAUUUUUAAAUAUAAUACUUUAACCUUUAGAAGUUAAAUUGCACAAGGAGACUUUAAGAUGUUUUCUGUAUAUAAUUAUGAUGUUACACAGAUAUUACAUAUUUUCUAAUGCCAGAAGUCUUAAAACAUUCCUGUGAAAAUGUUGAUAUAUUAUGACAGAUAUUUCACAUUUGUUAUAUAAGGAGAAUAGGGGCUGGUUGAUGUCCACAUUUAAUACUUUAAAGACUAGUUAGAAGUUUCCAAAAUCCUGAUUUAAUUAAAAUAAAAUGCUAAGCUAGUCAUUUAUGUAGCUCACAUGCUAAUCGUCUAAAUAAUAAUAUAUAUUUUCCUGAAAGCCAAACUGGUUGAAGGAAACAAUACUUGAUGUGUUGGCUUACAGUGAUUCUAGGGUCUAGAACAUCUUGGUGUCAUGAAUUUCCUUAAGAAUUUAAUUGUUCCUUUAUUCCAGAAACUGUCCAAACAUCCUGACACUGUUUUGACUCCUAAUAAAACUACUGGGCUAUAUGCCAUUUUGACAAACGUGAAUUUUUUUUUCCAUUUAAUAAAAGCAAGUUAUAUAUUUGAA